Messenger RNA from Penicillium salamii, 1092 nucleotides. Lineage: Eukaryota; Fungi; Ascomycota; Eurotiomycetes; Eurotiales; Aspergillaceae. The record is from the annotation of a GenBank genome assembly.
AUGUUUUCAGCCGCCAGCUCGCUCUUCCGCCGGCGUGCGGGUCGUGACCCCGCCACCGAGUCUCACUAUGAAGUCCCGCUGUACACAAAUGCAGCUUACUACCCGAAUUGGCGGAUCUAUCGAAAAGAGCCACCUUCAUCUUUGAGACUAGGAUUCAUUUCACAUGUGUUCUACGCAUUUGCCUGGGUCAAAGAAGACGGCACUGUCUAUUUGAGUGAUGAGUGGGCCGAUACUCAGAUGCCCGUGGAUGGCACCGAGGGUUGUCUACGGGCCUUUGUCCAGCUGAAACAGCAAUACUCCAAGAUGCGCGUCAUUCUUUCCGUUGGUGGAGGCGGCAAGGGCAGUGAAAACUUCGCCGCCGUUGCUCACAGCCGCUCAAAAACAGACACCUUCGUACGCACCGCUCGAGGAUUGGUGGACCAGUUUGGAAUCGAUGGCAUCGAUAUCGACUGGGAGCAUCCUUCGGACUCUAAGCAGGGCAAGGAUUACGUUCGUUUGCUCGCGCGCCUACGUGAGGUCCUGCCCGCUCCACGAUACGUCCUUACCACUGCACUCCCUGCUGGUCAGUGGGCAUUGAAAAACAUUGAUCUCUCUGCGGCUGCAAAGUACUUGGACAUGAUCAACCUCAUGACGUACGAUUUCGCUGGACCCUGGGCACCCGAGACAGGCCACCAAGCGCAGCUCUAUGGCUCGGCAGUAUCGGGUGAUUCAUCCGUGUCAUAUGUGGUGUCGCAAGGCGUUGCUCGUCGCAAGGUCAUUCUGGGCGUUCCAGUAUAUGGACGCUCAUUCUUAGGCAGCAAUGGGCCUGGCCAGCGGUACACUGGAAAUGGCGGGGAAGAAGGUGUCUUUGACUAUCGUGAUUUGCCCCGACCGGGCACCCAGGAGUAUCAUGAUCAAAGGAUAGGUGCAGGAUCUUGCGUGGGAGCUGAUGGUGGAUUCGUUACAUAUGAUACCCCUGAUACCGUGAAGCAAAAGGCCGAAUUUGUUUGUGAUGAGAAACUGGGAGGCUUGUUCUACUGGCACGUCUGUUCCGAUGCGCGAGGCCCCCGCAGUCUUAUUGAGACUGGUUACAACACUCUUCAUGAGAUGUGA